Molecule: messenger RNA, 653 nt
Organism: Rhodamnia argentea
Lineage: Eukaryota; Viridiplantae; Streptophyta; Magnoliopsida; Myrtales; Myrtaceae
Product: hemoglobin-2
Exons: 5
Coding region: 106-567 (153 amino acids)
Molecular function (GO): heme binding; oxygen binding
Source: RefSeq, a predicted model, not a curated record
CUCACCCCAUAAAAACCCACAGUUCAUUCCAAGAUUGCUUCAGCAAACCUAAACCAUUUCAAAUCCAACCUCUUGAUUAGGAGUACUAUUUGCUCAGUUUCUCAAAUGGAAGGAAGAGUUUUCACAGAAGAGCAGGAAGCUUUGGUGGUGAAGUCAUGGAGUGUGAUGAAGAAGAAUGCGGCAGAACUGGGUCUCAAAUUCUUCUUGAAGAUAUUUGAGAUUGCCCCAUCAGCCCGGAAGGUGUUCCCAUUCCUGAGGGACUCAAAUGUUCCCCUCGAACAGAAUCCUAAGCUCAAGACCCAUGCCAUGUCUGUUUUCAUUAUGACCUGUGAAUCAGCGGCGCAGCUCCGGAAAGCGGGCAAAGUCACGGUGAGAGAGUCGAGCCUGAAGAAACUGGGCUCCGUCCACCACGAAAGCGGCGUGGCCGACGAACAUUUCGAGGUGACGAAAUAUGCACUGAUGGAGACCAUAAAAGAAGCGGUUCCGGAGAUGUGGUGCCCGGAAAUGAAGAGUGCUUGGGGGGAAGCUUAUGACCAGCUCGUUGCUGCUAUCAAAUCUGAAAUGUAGCCUUUAAACUUUUCCUAGUGUUCCUUCAUAGAAUCUGAACGCAAAAUAAGUAAUAAUAAAGAAAGUAAGGCUGUGAUUUGUAUGUC